UUUUCUCCAUCUUUCCCUGCUGAAAAAAACAUAGUAUUCAUUUAACUACUUCACUUAGCAGGCUCAAGAAUAUCUAUUUCUUUAGUAAAGUUUAGAUCUUUGAGAGAUAAAAAAAGGGAUCUUUUCUUAUACUUAUCAAGUUUUCUUAGUUUGUAAACUGGUAUGAUGUCCAUUAAAAAGGGUCUUUACGUUUAAGGGAAUUGACCCUUUGGAGUUGUCACUCUGAUUUUAUUUAGAAAAGCAACAACUGUGACUGCAAGAAUUGGUUUAUGUCUGUUUAGCUUAUUCAAUUCUUGAACUUGCCAAUUUGAAUUUAUAGGUUCAUGUAAUUUUUAUAAGUGGUGCCCGGGCAGCUUGGGCGCAUUCCACAGAGUACUUGCUACCUCUCACUAGCAUAGGUACCGAGUAACGCUGUCACCAAGCUUAGGCAAUUUACUGGUUCAUGUUAAAGUUGUCCUUUCUCUGAAUUAAAUUAUGUUAUUUUAUGCAAAUGCACUGAUUAAAUCCAGAAGUUAUUACUACAGUUGCAAAGCUGAAGGCAUCAUAAAUUUCAGAUUCUUACUAAAAAUGGGGGCUUCAGAAGCAGCCCUACACUUUUUAUCCGGGGAAUUUUCAUGUCAGUUCCGAACAAGUUCAAUUUUGGCGAAAUCGAGCUCUUUACUUUGCUAUGAGCAUUGUUUAAAAAGUAGAAAUUUUGGGGACACGAGUUAUCAGCAGAUCAAGGGUUUAAGUAAGUGGAAAUAUUGCUCAAGGUUAAAUGCUUUUCGCGGCAUACAUAGUGUUUUUCGCGUAGAAAAACUUCAAAAUCAGUUCAAUUCAUUGAUCUGCAAUUGCCAACAACCUGAAAGAUUCAAUGAGACAAUCAUUAAGGAUGGAAAUGGGAGGUCAAUUCACACAAUUAGUUCAAACAUUCCAAAUCAUGCUCAAGAUGAACAGAUGAUUAAGCAGGAAAAUGGAGCUCAGCUUUUCAGUAAAGGCCUGAAAACUGCUGCCACGGUUAAUAGUGCUUUGCCUAGGACCAACACGGACUCUAUUGAAGAUGAAGCGUGGCAUUUCUUGCGAGCGGCCAUGGUUUAUUACUGUGGCACCCCAAUUGGAACUAUAGCUGCUAAUGAUCCAAGUGAAGCAACUAUGCUAAACUAUGAUCAAGUAUUUAUACGUGAUUUUAUACCUUCUGGGAUAGCGUUCCUACUAAAAGAAGAAUAUGAUAUCGUGAGGAAUUUCAUACUUCACACACUUCAGUUGCAGAGUUGGGAGAAAACAAUGGAUUGCUAUAGUCCAGGUCAAGGACUGAUGCCCGCCAGCUUCAAAGUGCGUACUGUUCCACUUGAUAAUGACGAAUCUGCAACAGAAGAUGUAUUGGAUCCAGACUUUGGUGAGGCAGCAAUUGGUCGGGUUGCACCUGUUGAUUCAGGAUUGUGGUGGAUUAUACUGCUACGGGCAUAUGGGAAAUGCUCUGGAGAUUUGUCUCUUCAGGAGAGGGUUGAUGUCCAAACUGGAAUGAAGAUGAUUCUUAAGUUAUGUCUUGCAGAUGGUUUUGAUAUGUUUCCAACUUUGUUGGUGACUGAUGGUUCUUGCAUGAUAGAUCGCCGUAUGGGAAUCCAUGGCCACCCUCUGGAAAUUCAGGCAUUAUAUUAUUCAGCCUUACUUUGUGCACGAGAGAUGCUUGCUCCAGAGGAGGCAUCAACAGACCUUGUUAGAGCACUUAACAAUCGGCUUCUAGCAUUGUCAUUUCAUAUCAGGGAAUACUACUGGAUCGAUGUGAAAAAAUUGAACGAGAUUUAUAGAUACAAAACAGAGGAAUAUUCAUAUGAUGCGAUCAACAAGUUCAAUAUAUAUCCGGAUCAAAUUCCUCCCUGGCUGGUGGAAUGGAUGCCUAGUAAAGGGGGCUAUCUUAUUGGAAACUUGCAGCCAGCUCACAUGGAUUUCCGGUUCUUUGCACUUGGGAACUUAUGGUCCAUUGUUAGCAGUCUUGCUACAAUAGAUCAGUCACAUGCUAUUUUAGAUCUUAUUGAAGCCAAAUGGGAGGACUUAGUAGCUGAUAUGCCACUAAAGAUAUGUUAUCCUGCUCUUGAGAGCCAGGAAUGGCGCAUUAUUACUGGCGGUGAUCCGAAAAACACGCCUUGGUCUUACCAUAACGGAGGAUCCUGGCCAACUUUGCUCUGGCAGCUGACAGUGGCAUGCAUAAAAAUGAAGAGGCCAGAAAUAGCUGAAAAGGCAAUUAAGAUUGCAGAGAGACGCUUAGCGAGAGACAAGUGGCCCGAAUACUAUGAUACAAGGCGAGGAGGGUUCAUCGGGAAACAGGCACGUCUCUUUCAGACUUGGACUAUUGCAGGAUAUCUAGUGGCAAAGCAACUUAUUGCCAAUCCAGAAGCUGCAAAGAUUUUAAUCAAUGUGGAGGAUACAGAACUUCUAAGUGCCUUCUCAAGCAUUCUGAGUUCAAACCCAAGGCGAAAACGUUCACGAAAAGGAGUCAAACAGUCUUUCAUCAUAUGAAAAUUUUCUUUUUGUUACUUAAGCUUUUGUGUAAUAUUGGUUUGAGAUGAGCUUAAAUGUAACGAUAUGGUUAGUGAAGAUUCAUAUAUAUGGGAUUGAGACAUAGUUGUAGUUGUUACUUAAAAAAGCGUUUGUAUAGUUACUAUAUCUGCGCGAUAUACCGCUGAUUGAAAAUUUGUGGCAACAUGGCAUAUGAAGGUGCUGUCCUGUAUCAAUUUUCCCUCUGUAAAUUCAUCAUAAUCCCAGCACAUUGUAUCUGAUUUUCUUUUUCAUAUUUCA
Nicotiana attenuata is the source of this 2775-nucleotide messenger RNA. RefSeq names its product neutral/alkaline invertase 3, chloroplastic-like. The coding region runs from base 475 to 2496 and encodes 673 amino acids. The record is from RefSeq and is a predicted model, not a curated record. Lineage: Eukaryota; Viridiplantae; Streptophyta; Magnoliopsida; Solanales; Solanaceae. Gene Ontology annotation, biological process: sucrose catabolic process. Gene Ontology annotation, molecular function: sucrose alpha-glucosidase activity; endo-alpha-N-acetylgalactosaminidase activity. Gene Ontology annotation, cellular component: chloroplast. The transcript is spliced from 6 exons.